Messenger RNA from Amyelois transitella, 2985 nucleotides. It is a transcript of the gene Sec8, whose product is annotated as exocyst complex component 4. Gene Ontology annotation, cellular component: growth cone membrane; synapse; exocyst. Lineage: Eukaryota; Metazoa; Arthropoda; Insecta; Lepidoptera; Pyralidae. The record is from RefSeq and is a predicted model, not a curated record. Gene Ontology annotation, biological process: chemical synaptic transmission; Golgi to plasma membrane transport; exocytosis. The transcript is spliced from 18 exons. The coding region runs from base 159 to 2888 and encodes 909 amino acids.
UGGGAACACUCCUCAGUAAAUAGUUUUGUUUUGUAUUGUAGAUUGAUAGGUAAUUAUUGUACAUUACAAGAUUACAAUACAUUGAAAAGUGACUAAAAAUAACAAGAGGAGUGUGAAAAAACAUUGCGAAAGAAAAACUAAAAUUGAAUUUGAGGAAUAUGUCAUCUCCGCCCCCAACAAAACCUCCCAGAGGUGUAAAGCAAGGAAAAGAAACGAGUGGGCUGCUUAUGUCAGUGAUUCGAACACUAUCGGCCAGUGAAACAAAUGAGCAGAGGGAGAAAGAAAGAGCUAAACUUGAGAAAGAAUACAAGAAAAGUGAUGCUCGAUUGGAUGAGUUGGUUGCUACUCAUGCACAGGAAAUUAUGGAGGUCAUGCAGAAAUUCAGCAGUGUUGGUGCUGCUUUGACAGUGUGGGGCCAACAUUGCGAUGCUGCAGUCGCACGUUUAGCCGCGUGCCGCGGUCUACUACGGCUGAGAAGGGAUGACCUUCGCCGUCUUUGGGCUGAUGCUAGAACGCAUCAUUAUGCACUACAAAUGUUGACAGAUAUUGAACGAGUCGUGGUUUCCGAGCGAGAAACCCGCGAGCUCAUCUCAUCAGGCCGUGUUUUGGCCGCAGCUCAUACUUUGAGAGAGGCCCUUGCUACUGCCGACACUACCCUGUCACAUGUAGACGCUCUUAAGACUACACGGCAACAUUUGGAGGGCAAGAAAUGCGAGUUAGUCGAAGUAAUAGUUCGUCGACUAAGCGAGGCUGUUUAUCGUGACGACCGCGCGCCGCUGUCUCGACGGCUUUCUGCUCGACGUCGCACCGCUCUAUUGCUGGCUGAAUUAACAAAAAGUGAAGAGGUGACGGACGCAUAUCUACAAGAUAUUACACCGGAAUUCGAGGCUUCACUUUCUGAAGAAGACAAAACAUUUGAGAGUACCGUCAUGAUAUCUUUGGAGGCUUUGGGUGUCCUUGAACAACUGAAAGAAGCUACCGAGAAAUUCAAAGUCCAAAUUCAAACGGAGCUGCUAGAGGUAAUCGAAUCAGUGUCCCGUCGCAUCAUAGACGAAGGCGACAUAGAAGCGGACGUGGAGUGCGAAGAGGACGGUGAGAUACAAGACGGCGAUUGUGUGACAGAGACGGGGCGACCGCUAGCGAAGCUUGUGACGACAUUGGGUGAAGAGUUUAGGGCUUGUGCCGCGAGAAAUAGGAGACUUCUUCAACUGUGGCGGGCGGCGUUACAACGUUACAAAAUAUCUGAUUCGUGUCUGCAUACAGAACAACAUUAUUGGAGCGCGGUGCAACAAGUUUUCCAACUGUUACUGACUGAAUACUUGGAGAUUGAGAGUGUUAACCUCGCCGCUCAGAGGUCAAGCGGCACCGCGACUGAAGUCGUGGCAACUGAUCUGCGUAUAACCGACUAUUUCGCUAAGAAACGCCCUCAGAGAAGGAGGACCAAGCUUUUUAAACUUACUGCGCCGGUAGCGGGAAGCCCUAGGUCUGUGGCGCGCCGCCCCCGCGCGGCGGUAUGUCGCCCCGACCCCGCACAUUUACAUGCCGUUCUGCCAGCGUUACAUGCUCUCUGUGCGCAUAUUGAACCACUCACCGGAGGCGGAGAAUGUUCUCUGCGAGCUUUCAUCACGGACUACGUCCGUUGGGGGGAGAGCUCCCGAUUGGCGACAACUGCCCGCAACUCCAUUGACGAGGCCAUGCGAGCGCCCGGGGCGUGGCGGGAGCGACAGCCGCCGGCGCAGACCGUACGGACAAAGAUGGGCGAGCGCCACCGCAUGAUAUUCACGUGUUGCGGCGACGCGUGGCGCGCUGUUGCGGACGCUGCGGCCGCGGCGGCGCGCUGCGGGAGCUGCGGCGGCGCAGACGCGCUCAAGGCCACCACUAGUGCGCUAGCGGCGCUGGCGACGCAAUGCCGCGCGGCGCACGCGCGCCUGUCGCCCGCGCACCCGCCGCACCCGUCGCGCGCCGCGCGCUGGCUGGCGGACGACGACAUAGUGCGCUUCCUGCAGUCUCUGCCCAAUUGGAGAGUCGCUAUAUCGCAGAAUGGGCCUACGGCGAAACAUGAUGCACAGGAACUACGUGAAGCAUACGAGCGUGAAGCAGAAACAUUAGUGUCGACAUUGGGCGACGGUGCUGUAACAAGAAGAGAAGUGAUCACUGAUGUCAACGCUUUGGCAGACCUUGCUUUACUUUGCGAAACCAUGGACUGGCUAUGUACCAACAUAAGGUCUUUACCGGCGUUGUUGAACGCACCGACUUCAACAGGCGGCAGUUCCGUCAAACUGACUGACAAAUUCAUGAACGAUAUCACCUCGGCCGCUAUGAUCUUUGAAGAGAUAUCUCAUAAGUGCCUCUUGUUCCUACAUUUGGAGAUGAGAAUUCAAUGCGUUUACCACCUAGGGCAAGAGGAGCGCGAUUCGUCCAACUCUCAGUCCACGGGCGGCGACGGCGACGGCGACGCGGCCAGGCUUGCGCAGGCGCUGCUCGCCUUCCACGAGCGAGCCGCGCCGCUCAUCAAAAAUUCUACCAAAGCUUACAUAAUGGGUGGCGUGGGGGAAAUGAUGUCCGCGGCGGUGGUGUGGCGCUGGCAGGGGGAGGGGCACUCGGGCGCGGCGACGGGCGCGCGGCUGGCCACGCUGCGGCACUGCCUGGCCGCGCUGCGCCUGCCGCACGACGGGCUGCACCGCGCGCACACCUACCUGCACCUGCUCACUUGCACUCCGGAGGAAAUAAUAACGUCUAUACGCGAGAAAGGCGCUCAGUUCUCAGAAUUGCAGUAUUUGAACGCCUUCAAAGUGAUUGGUACGCAACAACGGUUGUCCCCGGCGGAUAUGCGCGCGCUACAAAACCAGCUAUCUACGGCUUUGGGUCACGUCGGAGUCACAGUUUAAAGACUGAGAUUAAAAGAAAAAAAAAAAUUGAAACGACAUGUUUGAAAUCCAAUUAUAUUGUUGUAAGUCCCAGUUUUAAAAUGGCAAUCAACGAAGG